Perca fluviatilis (European perch) is the source of this 1961-nucleotide messenger RNA. RefSeq names its product paired box 10 (gene pax10). The record is from RefSeq and is a predicted model, not a curated record. The transcript is spliced from 8 exons. Gene Ontology annotation, biological process: anatomical structure development; regulation of transcription by RNA polymerase II. The coding region runs from base 365 to 1213 and encodes 282 amino acids. Lineage: Eukaryota; Metazoa; Chordata; Actinopteri; Perciformes; Percidae. Gene Ontology annotation, molecular function: DNA-binding transcription factor activity, RNA polymerase II-specific; RNA polymerase II cis-regulatory region sequence-specific DNA binding.
GCCCGCAGACGCAUUUCUCUCCAGAGCCCCCCCCUUCCUCUUUCACUCUCUCUCACCCUGUCUAACUCUCUCCAUCUCUCUCCUACUCUCUCCUUUACACUCACACACACACACACACACACAGUUAGUGUCAACAAAGCUGGAGAACAAGAGACAUAGAAUGAACAGGGGAAUAAAGGUCCACGGAGGAGGAAAGUAACACACAGGACCCAGCGCAUCAUUUCACCUGCACACUUGGAGGAAGGAUUGGUGGAUCGAAAGAGGGAGAGAGGAGCCAAAGGUGACAGUGAUUAGGGGCAGACACACACACACACACAGGACAGGACUCCUUAUUUCUCUUCAUGGUGGUUUGGACACUCGUAGUAUGUAUGAGAAGUUAACAAUGCUGAACCUGCAGAGCGGCUCGAACUGGAGUGGGCCUAACAACUGGUACCAUGACCCCACCAGCGUUCAGACGCAACACAGCACAGUGUCGGAGGGCUGUCUGCUGGACACGGAGGGCAGCAUGGGUGGGGAGGCAGGGGGAGGGGGAACGGGCAGAGGGGGAGGAGUCCCCGUGGAGAGGGACGAGGGCGAGGAGUCUCAGCUGAGGCUACAGCUCAAGAGGAAGCUGCAGAGGAACAGGACCAGUUUCACACAGGAGCAGAUCGAGGCUCUGGAGAAAGAGUUUGAAAGGACACAUUACCCAGAUGUCUUUGCGAGGGAGAGAUUGGCAAACAAGAUUGAUUUACCAGAGGCCAGGAUACAGGUGUGGUUCUCAAAUCGAAGAGCCAAGUGGAGGAGGGAGGAGAAGCUGCGCAAUCAAAGGAGAUCAGGGGGCGUGACUUCCUGUUCACAGAGCCAAGCCCCUCUGACCACUUCCUUUAACACAUCUAUCUAUCACCAGCCGCACGGCAGCAGUUCAGGGUCCAUGUUGAGUCAGGCUGAGUCGUCCCUGCCCAGCUACAGCUCCCUGUCAGUUUUCUCAUCUGGAGUCCAGUCCAUUCCUCCCCAGUCGACCUCCUCCUACUCCUGCAUGUUACCUCCUUCCCCCUCUGCCCCACGCAGCUUUGACUCAUCGGCGUACUCCUCCCCUCACCUGCAGACUCCUUCCUCGGCCAACUCCAACACCGGGCUCAUAUCGCCCGGCGUUUCAGUGCCAGUCCAGGUCCCAGGAACUGAGCAGCAGAGCAUGAGUCAUAACCUGGGUCAGUACUGGGCCAGGUUACAGUGAACAACAGACAAUCGCUGCCAACCGGCAAAACAGAAGAACGAAAAAAGGGCAUGUAACAAAAAAGUGUUGAGAAAACAAUAUGGGGACACACGGGUUGUAAGGAAGCACAGGACUGAGCUAUAGAGGGGGCCUCAAUCAGUUGCAGAGCCCAAAAUGCAUUAAAUGUUUACAAAUUCAGCCAAGAGCAGCUUUGGUUGCACUUGACUGUACUCUGGUUAUACUGGUAUUUGCUUAGUAUUAUCAGGUUGCACUUUUUUGUUAAGAUAGGGUGUUAAUCAUAGGGCUCAGGUCAAGAUUACGAAUAAAUGAGGUGUGUUUAGGAUUAAAAUAGAGUCUGAGAUUAGGAUAGGGUUUAGGUUACACCGUCUGUCGAGAUGCAAAAAGUGGCAGAGCUUAAUAUCCCCAGAUAGUUGAGAAUUAGCAUUGGCCCCUUCAAAAGUUUUACCAUAUUUUAUUGUGUUGAACAUUUUGGUUUUUACUUAGAAAAUUUCAUGAUCCAAAAAACAAGGAAAAAGAAAAUGUACUGUUUAUUACAAAAGCACUGGAUAGAAAACAGAACGCCUGUCUGUGGUUGAAAGCUCUGAAAAGCCAGUAAGUAGACUUUUGAGUUUAGAUUAUUGUGUUAAACAUUUUAUCCAUAGAGGUGGCAGGAGACUGCUUUUGAGUUUCAGUUAAGAAAGUCGACCUGAUGUUAAUACCAGCUCUCAGCCCAACAAAAACUUAACUGCCUCCAACUUUAUUAAAAAAA